Pseudoliparis swirei is the source of this 1654-nucleotide messenger RNA. RefSeq names its product zinc finger protein 398-like. The transcript is spliced from 3 exons. The record is from RefSeq and is a predicted model, not a curated record. Gene Ontology annotation, cellular component: nucleus. The coding region runs from base 1 to 1074 and encodes 357 amino acids. NCBI's taxonomy places the organism in Eukaryota, Metazoa, Chordata, Actinopteri, Perciformes, Liparidae.
AUGCACCUCAGAGGACCCGUCCACACGGCCUCAGCCUCAGGGGCCGGGGACGAGUCUGAGCAGCUGAACCACCUGGAGCUGAACAAGCCCGACACGGGGACGCUAUUGCGUCUUUUGUUGGAUGACAUCCGGCAACAAGCCGAAGAAGAAGAAGAAGCGGAGGAGGAGGAGGAGGAGCAUGUCCCGGCUCCGCAGUGUGAGGCUGUUCGCGUCGCCGCGGCGGUGGAGGACUUCCUGGCUCACCUGGAGGCCUCCUUCACCGAGUAUGAGGAGGAGAUGGCGGGCCGCCAGCGCGCGCGCCUCCACGCGGGCUCCCGCCCCGAGCACGAAGUCCAGCUCCAUUGGCUGAUUAAAGAAGAGCAGCAGGAGUGGAGUCUGGACCCCGAGGAGCCACACAUCAAAGAGGAACAGGAGGCUGGAGGCCAGCAGGUCUUAGAGGUCCACUUCACUCCUGUCCUCGUGAAGAGUGAGAAGGAGGAGAAGCCUCCGUUGUUCUCGCCUCUUCAAAGACAAAAUGAGGAAGAGGGCGAAGCCGAGCCUCCAUCCAGCAGCUCGGCUCAGCGGAUACAAGCAGACGCAGACCGGGCUUUAGAGCCUGGUCUAACAUGUCUGUCUGGGCCUGCUGGCAGGACCUCACCGCGUUCUGCUGCUGUGACUGGAGACGACGACGAGGAGGAGGAGGAGGAGGAUGGUGGUGAUGGCAAGGCGAUCAGGAAACCUCCGACUGCUUUAAGUGUUGUGGAAGAAGUCGUUCCUGCUGUUGAGACGAGGCUGUGCACUGGCACCAAGUCCUUCAGCUGCUGUCAGUGUGGUAAGAGGUUCGGCCAGCGGCACCACCUCCAGACCCACAUGCGGUGCCACACGGGGGAGAAACCCUUCAGCUGCUCCCUGUGCGGCAAGAGGUUUACCCAGAAGGGGAAUCUGACCCAGCACCUGACGGUGCACACCAGGGAGAAACCCUGCAGCUGUCCCAUCUGUGGAGAACGCUUUGCUCAGAAAGGGAAUCUGACCCAACACCUGACGGUCCACACCAGGGAGAACUUUGUGGGCGAGAGACUGACCAAGACCUUCUGAGAAACACCAUGACCCCACGGUGACCCUCAGAGCCACAGUGACCGCAGCAGUUAAUUAAAUAGAAUAUAUAUAUACAUAAUAAAUACUAUAUAUUAAUAUAUGUAUUAUAUAUAAUAUUUAUUAUAUAUAUAUUCCCAAGGAAGAGUGCCAGGCUGUAAAGCAAAUUCAUCCUAGUUGCCAUGGUGUUUCAUCUUAUAUAGUGUGUGUGUGUGUGUUUUGACUGGAGCACUCAUGUCAUACGACAACAUAGCUCUAUCCACAUUGGAAGAACAAGCGUUAAAGUGCAGCGGACUUUGAGUCGACCACCGGACCCGACGGCCGAGAGGAGAGCGAGGUGGAGGCUCUACUGGACCCGUCCUUCUGAGGGCGCCGUCACACCAGACGCCGUUUGUAAAAGCAGCCGCUACUAAAACGCCUUGGAGUCGUGUUUCCAUUUAGAAUUAUAAAGCUCCUCUAGCUCCUCUAGCUGAGACGCUAGCUGCAGCUGUCAGGUUGAAUGAUGAGCUCUCAGUGGGAGAGAGAACGCUGAGUCAUGUUCCUGAUCCUCUGAAUAAAGGAGUCACUUUACAAUAAAACACCA